Messenger RNA from Physeter macrocephalus (sperm whale), 8846 nucleotides. It is a transcript of the gene SORBS1, whose product is annotated as sorbin and SH3 domain containing 1. Bases 812 to 5677 code for a protein of 1621 amino acids. The transcript has 34 exons. The record is from RefSeq and is a predicted model, not a curated record. NCBI's taxonomy places the organism in Eukaryota, Metazoa, Chordata, Mammalia, Artiodactyla, Physeteridae. Gene Ontology annotation, biological process: cell-substrate adhesion. Gene Ontology annotation, molecular function: protein binding. Gene Ontology annotation, cellular component: nucleus; cell-substrate junction; cytoplasm.
GUUCUACAGCUCAUGAAGACUUACUUUUCAGGUUGUCCUUCACAUGUGUUUAGCUAGACCUUACUAUUCAAAACAUGUGCGAGACUUGUACCUUGAAAGCUACAAGACAUUGCUGGGAGAAAUUAAAGGGGACCUGCAUAAAGGGAGGGAGUUCAUUCUCACGAAUUGGAAAUUCAGUGUUGUUAAAAUGUUAAUUUCCCCCAGAUUGAUACAUAGAUUGAACACGAACCCAUUCAAAAUUCCAGCAGGCUUUUUUUGUUUUGGUGGAAACUGGUAAGAUGACUCUAAACUUUUUAUGAAAAUGCAGAGGACCUGGAAGAACCAAAAUAAUUUUGAUAAAGAAUGAAGUUGGAAGACUCACACUACCCAAUUUCAAGACUUACUAUAAAGCUCUAAUCAUCAAGACAAUGGAUUAGAUAAAGACAAAUGGAACAAAGUCCAGAAAUAGACCCACACAUAUAUGGCCACUUGCUAAAUUGUGUUAUGCUAAGUGAGAGAAGCCAGGUACAGAAGAUUACAUACCAUAUGAUACCAUUUAUGUAAGAUUCUAGGACUUCCCUGGUGGUGCAGUGGUUAAGAGUCCGCCUGCCGAUGCAGGGGACACGGGUUCGAUCCCUAGCCUGGGAAGAUCCCACAUGCCACAGAACAACUAAGCCCAUGCGCCUCUAGAGCCCAAGAGCCACAACUACUGAAGCCCACGUGCCUAGAGCCCGUGCUCCACAACAAGAGAAGCCACUGCAAUGAGAAGCCGGCGCACCGCAACAAACAGUAGCCCCUGCUCGCUGCAACUAGAGAAAGCCCGUGUGCAGCAAUGAAGACCCAACGCAGCCAAAAAAAAAAAAAAAGUUCUAGAAGAGAGCCCCAGUUACAGAAGACUUGUCCUACCACCACCAUGAGCUCUGAAUGCGAUGUUGGUGCUUCCAAAGCUGUGGUGAAUGGUUUGGUACCGGGCAGCGAUGGGCAAGACAAAGCAACUGCCGACCCUAUACGUGCACGCUCUAUUUCUGCUGUUAAAAUAAUCCCUGUGAAGACAGUGAAAAAUUCUUCAGGCCUAGUACUCCCUCCAGACACGGAUCCUACAAAAAUCUGCACUGGGAAGGGAGCGGUGACUCUCCGGGCCUCGUCCUCCUACAGGGAGAUCCCAAGCAGUAGCCCUGUGAGCCCUCGGGAAACCCCGCAAGAGGAAAGGAAACCAGUUCUGGAGUCAGAGAAUUCCUCAGCAGAUGAGUGGAGGCUUCCUUCCAAGUCUGAUGCCAAUGGAAACGCCCAGCCCUCUCCACUCGUUGCCAAGGGCUACCGAAGUGUACAUCCCAACCUUCCUUCCGACAAGCCUCAGGUCCUCUCUCCCCCAUGCCCUCUCCCUCAAGAGGACUGCUUUGCAUGGCAGCCCCCCGGCACCCGCAGUUCCUUCAAGGACUCCCUUUACCUGAGCUCACCAAAGCCGUACGUCCCGCCCGGCACCCCCAGCCAGCAGAGCCCCUCACGACCCCGGCCCGUCUCCGUCCCCCUGGCAGCCAGAUCAGCACCCAAAGGUGUGCUGUGUCCUGGGCCCUCACUUCCGGGUUCCACGCUCCGCAGUGCUUGGUCCCACCCCCAGCAGUGCUGUGCAGUUGCCAGGACAGUUUAUAGAGAGAAUGUGAGCUCUAACCCACGUCAUGAGGCAGUUGGGAAUAAAAAGGUCAGCAGCUUAUAUGUACCUUGUUUAUCCCAUAACAUUCGCCCCGUGGCAUCGGAAAACCUCUCUGGUGUUGCACGUGACCCAGACAAAGGCACUCCCUUGGAAGCUGCGGGCACUCGAGCACCGGCCCCCAGCAUUGCCUCCUGCACAGCCGGCACGGGGAAGCCACCCUCUGCUCUUCCUCCUCACCCUCCCAAGCUAUUCUCUGACAUCCGUAAGGAUGCCUUUAGCCGUGGCGAGAGUCCUUCCCCAGGGACUCGGCCUUCGUCAGGAGACGCAGUGAGACCACCUGUGCUAGGCCCCCAGGUUACCUCUGAUCCCGAAAACCGGAAGAGAAAAGAACCUUACCUUUUGCAGCCCCGUUAUCCAGCCAAGGAUGCCACUUCCUCCAGCCCAGCCCCGCCUGAGGUAAUAGCUGUCCCUCUCUACCUGGUUAACACUGACAGAGGGUACGAAGGCACUGACAGACCUCCAGCAUCUCUGGGGCCCCACGGCCCCCCGGUCCCGGCGGCCGUCCCUGCCGGCUCACCUCUGACCUUGCCGACUCUAGACGAUUUCAUUCCCCCUCAUCUGCAGAGGCGGUCUCACCACAGCCAGCCAGCCAGCACUCCUGGCUCCCUCCCCCCCGUUAGCCAGACACCGCCAUCCUUCUCACCACCGCCUCCGCUGGUCCCUCCGGUCCCCGAGGGCCUCCGCAGAAUCUCGGAGCCUGGCCUCACGGGAGCUGUUUCGAGUACCGACUCAAGUCCUCUACUAAAUGAAGUUUCUUCAUCGCACGUUGGAACUGAUUCCCAGACCUUUGCACCAGUUAGCAAGCCAUCAUCUGCCUACCCCUCCACGACAAUUGUCAAUCCUACUAUUGUGCUCUUGCAACACAAUCGAGAACAGCAGAAACGACUCAGUAGCCUUUCAGACCCCGUCUCGGAAAGAAGAGUGGGAGAGCAGGACUCAGCACCAACUCAGGAAAAACCCACCUCCCCUGGCAGGGCUGCUGAGAAGAAGGUGAAGGAUGACAGCGGGCGGGUGGCAAAGAGCACUCAGGACCUAAGCGAUGUUUCCAUGGAUGAUGUGGGCAUCCCACUCCGGAACACCGAGAGAUCAAAAGACUGGUACAAGACCAUGUUUAAGCAGAUCCACAAACUAAACAGAGACACUCCUGAAGAAAACCCUUAUUUCCCUACGUACAAAUUCCCUGAACUUCCUGAAAUCCAGCAAAAUUCUGAAGAGGACAAUCCUUACACUCCUACCUACCAGUUUCCUGCAUCUACUCCUAGUCCUAAAUCUGAAGAUGAUGAUUCAGAUCUGUACUCUCCUCGAUAUUCCUUUUCUGAAGACACAAAAUCUCCCCUUUCUGUGCCUCGCUCAAAAAGUGAGAUGAACUACAUUGAUGGUGAGAAGGUAGUUAAGAGGUCAGCUACACUUCCCCUCCCGACCCGCUCUUCCUCGCUAAAAUCAAGCCCAGAAAGAAACGACUGGGAGCCCCCAGAUAAGAAAGCAGAUACAAGAAAAUACCGUGCAGAACCCAAAAGCAUUUACGAGUAUCAGCCGGGCAAGUCCUCCGUUCUGACCAACGAAAAGAUGAGUCGGGAUAUAAGCCCAGAAGAGAUAGAUUUAAAGAAUGAACCUUGGUAUAAAUUCUUUUCGGAAUUGGAGUUUGGGAAACCGCCUCCCAAAAAGAUAUGGGAUUAUACUCCUGGAGACUGCUCUAUCCUUCCUAGAGAGGAUAGAAAGACUAAUCUAGAAAAAGAUCUCAACCUCUGCCAAACAGAGUUAGAGGCAGAUUUAGAAAAAACGGAGACGCUUAAUAAAGCACCCAGUGCAAACCUGUCACAGAGCUCAGCAGUCAGCCCCACUCCGGAAAUUUCUUCAGAGCCUCCUGGAUAUGUAUAUUCUUCCAACUUCCACGCGGUGAAGAGGGAAUCAGAUGGGGCUCCUGGGGAUCUUACCAGCUUGGAGAAUGAGAGGCAGAUUUAUAAAAGCGUCUUGGAAGGAGGAGAUAUCCCUCUCCAGGGCCUGAGUGGGCUCAAGAGGCCAUCCAGCUCGGCCUCAACUAAAGAUUCAGAAUCACCAAGGCAUUUUAUACCAGCUGAUUACUUGGAAUCCACAGAAGAGUUUAUUCGAAGACGUCAUGAUGAUAAAGAGAAACUUUUAGCGGACCAGAGACGACUUAAGCGUGAGCAAGAAGAAGCCGAUAUUGCAGCUCGACGCCACACGGGCGUCAUUCCGACGCACCAUCAAUUUAUCACUAAUGAGCGCUUUGGGGACCUCCUCAAUAUAGACGAUACAGCAAAAAGGAAAUCUGGGUCAGAGAUGAGACCUGCCAGAGCCAAGUUUGACUUUAAAGCUCAGACACUAAAGGAGCUUCCUCUGCAGAAGGGAGACGUCGUGUACAUUUAUAAGCAGAUCGAUCAGAACUGGUAUGAAGGAGAGCACCACGGUCGGGUGGGGAUCUUCCCCCGCACCUACAUCGAGCUUCUUCCUCCUGCUGAGAAGGCUCAGCCCAAAAAGCUGGCACCAGUGCAGGUUCUGGAAUAUGGCGAAGCUAUCGCCAAGUUUAACUUUAAUGGUGAUACCCAAGUGGAGAUGUCCUUCAGAAAGGGCGAGAGGAUCACGCUGCUUCGACAGGUGGACGAGAACUGGUACGAAGGGAGGAUCCCAGGGACAUCCCGGCAAGGCAUCUUCCCCAUCACCUAUGUGGACGUGAUCAAACGGCCGUUGGUGAAGAACCCCGUGGAUUACAUCGACCUGCCUUUCUCCUCCUCCCCAAGUCGUAGUGCCACUGCAAGCCCUCAGUUUCCCGGUCACAGCAAGCUCAUCACGCCAGCCCCCUCAUCUCUGCCCCACGCCCACCGAGCCCUGUCCCCUGAGAUGCACGCUGUCACCUCUGAGUGGAUCUCGCUGACCGUAGGAGUCCCGAGCAGGCGGCCUCUGGCCCUGACCCCACCCUUGCCUCCUCUGCCAGAGGCUUCUGUCUAUAGCCCUGAACCCCUGGCCUUGUGGGCGAGGCCCAGCUCCUCCCUCACCCUCAGCCUCCCCCGUUCUGGCUGGUCGGCCCGGGCCACCCCACGCUCAGCAGUCUCCCUGCUGGCCCUGCCUCCCCCGCACAAAGCCUGCUCCCUGGCGCCCGGUGCCCAGACCUCCCUCCACGCCAGCGGAGAUGGUGGUACCCACGUGCCACCUCCAGGGGUCCUCGAGGAUAGCUUCUCCCAGCCGAGGCUUGGGCGCUCAGACAGGGUCAUCUCGGAGCUUAGCGACGCCUUUAGCAGCCAGGGUGAGCGGCAGCCGUGGCGAGAAGGAAGUGGAGCACGUGAGAGGAAAGCAGACAGGGAGGCAGGUGAGAGAUGCCCGGGUGGACCCGCCAUCUCUAAGAAGAGCUGCCUGAGACCGUCAGACGUGGUCAGGUGUCUGAGCACCGAACAGAGACCCACAGAGCUCCACACCCCAGAGGAGAGCCGGCCCCGCAAGCCCCGGGGUAGCCCUUUCCCGGGAAGGGAGGCUGAGCCCUCAGAGCUGCAGAGAGGUGGCGAGCCGGCCGAGAGGAAGGCCGCUCGGACUGCCGCGAGCGAGCCUUCUCAUCAUUCAUUGAGAGCAGGACCUGAUCUCACAGAAUCUGAAAAGAGCUAUGUGGAAGCAGUUUGCAAUGAGAUCAUAAACAUUGCCGAAAAAUCUGUUCAUUACUGCAGCACUGUUUCUCAUCCCCUUGACUUUCACCACAAGGUAUCCCCUUCUGACAAUAAAUCAUCUCUAAUCAUUUCUCAGCAACCUCAAGCCCAGCAGCGAAGAGUCACCCCAGACAGGAGUCAAACCUCCCAGGAUUUAUUUAGCUACCAAGCAUUGUAUAGCUAUAUACCACAGAAUGAUGAUGAAUUGGAACUCCGAGAUGGAGAUAUUGUUGAUGUCAUGGAAAAAUGUGAUGACGGAUGGUUUGUUGGUACUUCAAGAAGGACAAGGCAGUUUGGUACUUUCCCAGGCAACUAUGUAAAGCCUUUGUAUCUAUAAGAAGACUGAAAACCACAGAGAUGAUGAUUUUCAUUGGAGGAUGAAGCAUAAUUCAUGAGUUUGUCUCUUUAAACAUUGAGUCAGUAGGAAAACUAAUGCAGUGGAUAAAGAAAGAAGAAAAAGAGAGGACAGAGAAGUGUUGCAUUUAAAACCUGAGCCUGUCUAAGCUUACUGCGUGUAUCAGACAGGGCUGAACCACGCAAGUUGGUAUUUACUUAGCUGCUUCUGGGAGCCACUCCAGCCCUGCCCUCUUCCCUCCCCCCGUCCCCCACCCGGCUUGAGUAAUCUGACCUGCAGCAUGGUCCAGGAGCGGUUAGGCCAGAAAUGCUUCUUGCUGCUUCAGGCUUGACCGGCUUUGGCUCAAAAGGGUCGUCUAGCCUGCAGGAGCCCUCAGAGCACCAGGCAGAUCCCCAGCCAUCCUCCAAGGCUCCCCCAGUCGCCCCAGAGCCUGCCGGUCCCCUAGUGCUGUGAGAGACCAGUCAGGGCUGCCAAGGCGAUCCCUAAACAGUGGUGGAGACCCCAAACUACCCAAGGCCAAGUCCCUCACUGGAGGUAGGUGGGGAAAUGGAGGUCAAAGGAGGUGCCCAGUGCAUUCAGCCUGCAUGCAGCUUUGCCAUUGAAGCCCCCGGUGUUCAGCCAGAAAAGCACACAAGGUUUGCCCCUGGAGCAGGGUGGCCAGGCAGAUAGUUACAUUUGUAUUUCCAGGUGAUUAAGUCAAGAAGCCCUGUAGCUUUUGAGGUCCCUUGCAGUGGCUCCUUCCCCAUAUCACUGGCUGUCAGGAACGGUCACCUUCAGGGCAGCACAGUUUCAUUUAGCAGAAUGCCAUUGCUACUCUUUCUUUUCUGGAUUGUUUUAGGCCAGGACAGUUUGGGGUUGAUAGGCCUGUUCUCACAGAGAACCAAGGAUGGUGUUCAGUGACUCAUGUAACAUACCCCAGUGUGCACUGGAUGCCAGGGGGCGCUGAUGAGCAAGGCACGCUCCAAGCCUCAGAAGAGGUUCACUGUGUCUCCAUUUUCAUUCCCCGUAGAGUCCAAGGACUACCCAAAAUGUAGGAACCCAAGGUUAUGAAUCCUGACUCACCCUGUGAGGCUUCUCUUUAGAGCAGAAGGUGCAGAUGCAGUGGCCCUAAGAGUGAGGCUGUGAUUCCGCCACUCCCAGGAGGCCGGUCUUUUGUUGGGGGCAGAGGCGCCUGGGGUGUUCAGUCACAACUUUAUCCAAUUCAAGGAUGCUUAUUGGCCACUCUGUUAGACACCUUGGAGAGAGAAAGAUAGAAAUGACUCAUUCCCUGCCUGCUGGGAACUCAGAGGUGGUUGGAGAGACAGACACACAAAAAUACUGAAUCAAGAGAGACUGUGAUAAGUGCUAAGAAGGGUGUGAGAGAGGAAGAGAUGAAUUUUCCCUGAAGGGACCCUAGAAAGCAUUGUCAUAUUUCUGUCUCCAUUAGCUCACCUUGAACAAAUAGGAUGCUGGAAGAACCUUUGUCUGAGAGUGGUUUAUGGCUGGAAAUACUUGGAACUGUUUCCAGGGUCUUCAAACUCUCAUCCUGCCCACAUAUACACAUCCAAGGUCACAAAUAGGAGUAGCAGUUCCAGGUUGAUAGGGUGUGUACAGGAACCCUGACUCUUUGCAUAUAGCUCAGAAUUGGCCUAGGACCCAUGUCCCAGAGUCUUUAUAAGCACGCAAAGUUUGUCUUCAGUGCCUCAGCUUCUCUCUCCACUAUGCAUCUUAGGACCCCCAUCAGAGAGCCACAGUACCCUCACUCCCUGUCCUUCAAAGCGUGCUCUCAGGAAAGCAACUGCCACUGACUCUUUCACAGUAAAGUAUAAGUGACUGAUAAAAGGAAGGUGUUAUUUCUUCCCAGAAACACUGGUUUUUUACUAGAACAGAGCGGAGCCUUAAUCCCAAGGGGGAAAGGCUGUGGAACUAAUGGUGGAGGUGGGGCUGGGGCUAUAGGUGAGGGUGGAUGAGCUUCCUGGGUAGAAAGGGACUUCUUGAUAUUCCUUAAGAAAGACUCAGUGCUUUGGAAGGUCCACCUCACCAUCCAAGGGCACUCUGUUUCUGUCUCUCCUCCCCCAUCCGAAUAUAGUUCAAGUGCAUAUCCACAUGCAUUUCACACAGCAGCAUCACCCAUUUUGGAAUAUAUAUUGGCUAAUGUGUUUCCUGGUCUUUCUUAGAUGCAAACCAUUCAUAACACGAUCUUAUCUGUUUUUUGAGGGGUGCUUAUUGAUUAGGUAAGUUUGAACACCUCUUUAAAUACAGCUAGAAAAUAAACCAAUUUGUAAAGCCACAUUUGCAUAUGAUGCCAGCCUCUCGACUUUGUAUAUCUCCAGAAUCCCAGGUAUGCCUCACCAAUUUGCCCAUCUUUAAUAAACUCAUCUGUUAAAAUUUGCAUCAAACUUCAGCUUCCUACAUAUGACACAACAAGGAACAAAGGGUUCCAAUUGCCCCUUUGUCUUCAGACAUUUAGUAAUACAAAAUACCUAUUUUUAUGCUGAGAUAUUUAUACAGGUUUAUUAAUCGCAAGUACAACUAACUGGCAGCAUGCCCUGCAACACAUUUUGAUAGAUUAGCCAUGCUUCUGGGUAAAGGCAAGCCCCACACUACUUAACUUUUGCAGUCUUUCUGGGAUCAGUAAGAGAAAAAAAAUCACAUGCUUAAGAAGUGGGACUGUAAAUAUGUAUAUUUAACUUUGUAUAGUCCAUGUACCUACUUUGUAUAGAAAAAUAAUUUUAAAAAUUUGAACCGAAGGGGGAGUAAAAUAAGGAAGUCAUGAAGUUUUUUUGCAUAUUUAAAUGAAGGAAUUCCAAAAUAACUUACCUGCAGAUUUUUAGCACAAAAAUAGCCCUUGUAAAGUGUUAUAAUUUUAAAUAAUCAUUCUUUCUGGGAGAGAAGGUAACUGUUAUCUCAAUUAUAGUGGUUUUUCUUAUUUUGUUUUUGAUUUUUUUUUUUUUUUUUGCAGUCCUAUUUAUCUGCAGUAGUGUUAAGGCCUAUUGCUAGAAUAGGUUACUACAAAAAAUAUUAUAUUCUGAAAGAAAAAUAACUGACAUUAUAUAUAACCAAUUGAAGUAUUGCCAUUUAAAUUACACACCAAGAGCAUGUACUAUGCAGACACAGAUUUUUCUGUUCAUCUAUUUUUCUUUAUGCAGUGGAUCGAUCUGACAAAUAGAUG